Messenger RNA from Penicillium brasilianum, 4095 nucleotides. The record is from the annotation of a GenBank genome assembly. Lineage: Eukaryota; Fungi; Ascomycota; Eurotiomycetes; Eurotiales; Aspergillaceae.
AUGGAGACUCCAUCAUCAGGGACGUUGACGCCCGUCGACUUGGAAAGUGCUAGCCACGAAGGCAUUCAAAAGCGCCUCACCGUGACCUUUCGCGACAUCAAUGUUCGCGUCACGGCACCAGAUGCUGCACUGGGAAGUACGCUUUGGUCAGAGGUUGAUCCCCGUCAGCUUCGCAGUCUAUUCACACGACAGCAGAAGCACAAAAGGACAAUCUUGAAAGAUGUUUCGGGACAGGUUAAACCGGGGGAAAUGCUUCUGGUUCUCGGUCGUCCAGGAUCUGGUUGCACAUCUCUUCUUCGGGUCCUUUCAAAUGACCGUGAUACUUUUGAUGAAGUCAGUGGUGAGACUCGAUUCGGAAGCAUGGACCACAAAGCUGCAAAGCAGUUCCGUCAGCAGAUCAUGUUCAACAACGAAGAUGAUGUUCAUUUCCCAACUCUGACUGUGAAUCGGACGAUGAAGUUCGCCCUCCGUAACAAAGUUCCCGAGGAGCGACCUGAUACAUUAGCCGAUCGCAAAAACUACGUGAUGGACAAACGUGAUGAUAUCCUUGAGUCACUCGGCAUUGGGCACACGAGGAAAACCCGUGUCGGCAAUGAGUUCAUUCGCGGUGUUUCGGGUGGUGAACGCAAACGUGUCUCGCUAGCGGAAGUAAUGGCAGGGCAGAGCCCAGUCCAGCUUUGGGAUAACCCUACGCGCGGCCUGGAUUCAAAGGCUGCGGUAGAGUUUGCACGACUCUUGCGACGAGAAGCGGACGAGAAUCAAAAAACCAUUAUCACAACCACCUAUCAGGCUGGAAAUGCAAUCUACGAUACUUUCGACAAGGUUCUUGUUUUGGCUGAUGGCAGAGUGAUUUACUAUGGCCCUCGUCAUUUGGCUAGAGGGUACUUCGAAUCACUCGGCUUCAAUUGUCCCAAGGGCGCCAAUAUAGCAGAUUUUCUCACGUCUGUUACCGUCCUCACUGAGCGAAUUGUCCGUGCUGGAUGGGAGGAUAAGGUGCCGAACACCCCGGAGGAAUUCGAGUCCCGUUAUCACGCCAGCUAUAUCUAUCAAGAGCAGAUGGAUAAGAUGGACUCCCCCGAAAAAUUGACCCACGAGACGGAGGACCUGAAGGUCGCAGUAUCCAGCGAAAAGCAUAGGCAGCAUAUUCCUCGCAGUCAGAGUGUCUAUACUGCAAAAUUGUUGGAUCAGGUUCGAUCUUGCACUCUUCGUCAGUUCCAGAUUAUGUGGGGAGACAAGUUCUCCCUUAUAGUCAAGGUCGGCUCAGCCAUCAUUCAGGCAUUGGUUUGUGGAUCUAUCUUCUAUAACCUCGCCGAAGACAGCAGUUCCAUAUUCCUGCGCCCCGGUGUACUCUUCUUCCCGGUUUUAUAUUUCCUCUUAGAGUCCAUGUCUGAGACUACUGCAUCUUUCAUGGGUCGCCCGAUUCUCUCCCGUCAAAAGCGGUUUGGAUUUUAUCGUCCAACCGCCUUCUGCAUUUCGAACGCCAUCACAGAUAUUCCGGUCGUCAUGAUCCAGGUCACAUGCUUCUCGCUCAUUUUGUACUUCAUGGCUGCUUUACAGAUGGAUGCUGGAAGAUUCUUCACUUUUUGGAUCAUUAUCAUUGUGAACACCUUGUGCUUCAUUCAGCUCUUCCGGGCAGUCGGUGCGCUCUGCGCACGAUUUGGAAAUGCUUCCAAGCUCACUGGGCUGCUUUCAACAAUUUUCUUUGUCUACGGAGGCUAUUUGGUGCCUUUCCACAAGAUGCACGUCUGGUUUCGGUGGAUUUUCUACUUGAACCCAGGAGCCUACGCAUUUGAGGCGUUGAUGGCAAACGAGUUUGUUGGUCGCCAAUUUGUCUGCAAAGAGCCUGACUAUAUUCCUUACGGUUCUGGCUACCCAAGCUCUGCCUCUCCUCAUCGAGGCUGUUCUGUCCUUGGAAGCGAUGCCGAUGGCAUCAUCGACGGCGCGGCUUAUAUCCGAGAGCAGUAUAGCUAUUCGUUCCACCACAUCUGGCGCAGCUUCGGAGUCAUUGUCGGCUUCUGGUUGUUCUUUAUCUUCUUGACCUCGAUGGGCUUCGAGCUACUAAAUAGUCAGAGUGGCUCUUCUGUCCUGCUCUACAAGCGCGGAAGCGAAAAGAAGCAAACCAAGGGCGCAGCAAGGGACGCCAUGACCGAGCAAACAGCAGGACCAGCAACUCUCUCGGCCUCAGCAAAGCAGUCCAUCUUUACUUGGCAUGAUCUUGACUACCAUGUACCCUUCAAUGGAGAAAAGAAGCAACUUUUGAACAAGGUGUUUGGUUAUGUCAAACCAGGUAAUCUUGUUGCUUUGAUGGGAGCCUCUGGAGCUGGAAAAACAACACUUCUGGAUGUUCUUGCCCAAAGAAAGGACUCGGGAGAGAUCUACGGAUCGAUCCUUAUUGAUGGACGCCCACAGGGCAUUAGCUUCCAGAGGACUACAGGUUAUUGCGAGCAGUUGGACGUACACGAACCCACUGCAACCGUGAAAGAAGCGCUCGUCUUCUCCGCCAUUCUUCGUCAACCGGCCGACGUCCCCCACGAAGAGAAACUCGCAUAUGUGGAUCACAUUAUCAAUCUUCUGGAGCUUGAAGAUAUUGAGGAUGCGCUGAUUGGAGUUCCUGGUGCCGGUCUCACUAUUGAGCAGCGCAAGAGGGUGACGUUGGGUGUUGAGCUCGUAGCAAAGCCCUCCCUGCUUUUCUUGGAUGAGCCUACCUCGGGUCUUGAUGGUCAGAGCGCAUACAAUAUCGUUCGAUUCCUACGCAAGCUUGUGGAUGGAGGCCAGGCUGUUUUGUGCACUAUCCAUCAACCUUCUGCUGUCUUGUUCGACGCAUUCGACGGUCUUCUGUUGCUUGCGAAGGGUGGACGGAUGACAUACUUUGGAGAGACCGGCAAUGAGUCGAGCAAGAUUCUAGAUUACUUCGCACGCAACGGCGCACCUUGCCCACCUGAUGCCAACCCAGCCGAGCAUAUUAUCGAGGUUGUGCAAGGAAGUGGUACUUCAGAGAAGAUCGACUGGGUCGACGUAUGGAGCCAAUCUGAAGAGCGACGAAAGGCCCUCGAGGAACUUGAGGCUCUGAACAAAAAUGGUCUCGCGGAUCCAAACUAUGUGGAGGACACCGCGAACUUCGCUACCUCUCACUGGUUUCAAUUCAAGGUGGUUACUAACCGUAUGAACAUCAAGAUUUGGCGAUCACCGGACUAUAUGUGGAACAAGAUUAUUCUCCACGUUUUUGCGGCUCUUUUCAGCGGGUUCACCUUCUGGAAAGUCGGAGACGGGACUUUCAGCCUCCAAUUGCGACUCUUUGCCAUUUUCAAUUUCAUCUUCGUUGCCCCAGGCUGCAUUAACCAGAUGCAGCCUUUCUUCUUGGCUAAUCGGGACAUUUUUGAAACACGCGAAAAGAAGUCCAAAACCUACCAUUGGAUUGCCUUCAUCGGAGCUCAAACGGUUGCUGAGAUCCCAUACCUCAUCAUUUGUGCCACGCUCUACUUCGCUUGCUUCUAUUUCACCGCUGGUUUCCCGAUUAAAGCCAGCAUUUCUGGCCACUUCUAUCUUCAGAUGAUAUUCUACGAGUUCCUCUACACCUCGAUCGGUCAGGCAAUUGCUGCAUAUGCGCCGAACGAAUACUUUGCAGCUGUCAUGAAUCCCGUCUUGAUCGGUGCCGGUUUGGUCAGUUUCUGUGGUGUCGUCGUUCCUUACAGCCAGUUGCAAGCAUUUUGGCGUUACUGGCUCUACUACCUUGAUCCUUUCACCUACCUUGUUGGGGGCCUUCUCGGUGAGGUUCUGUGGGAUGUCAAAGUCCAAUGCCAGCCAUCCGAAUUCGUCACUUUCAGCGCGCCCUCAGGGCAGACUUGUGGUGAAUACAUGGCAGACUUCCUCUCGGCCCAGACCGGCUACUUGCUGGAUGGAAACUCAACAGGAACUUGCUCGUUCUGUCAGUAUUCUACUGGUGCUGACUACGCCAAAACCUUUAAUCUACAAGAGAAGUACUAUUCCUGGAGAGAUUCUGGUAUCACUGCCUUGUUCUGCAUCUCUUCUUAUGCUCUCGUCUUCUUGAUGAUGAAACUACGAAGCAAGAAGACCAAGAGUGCCCGGUCAGAGUAG